Paramecium pentaurelia is the source of this 1483-nucleotide messenger RNA. Lineage: Eukaryota; Ciliophora; Oligohymenophorea; Peniculida; Parameciidae. The record is from the annotation of a GenBank genome assembly.
AUGAAACCUAUAUUAAAUUUAGAUUUUAGUGAAGUCAAAUUUGAUAAUGAAUAGAUACCUAAUUACACAAAAGAAUUUAUGGAUUAAAUGAGAGAUCAUAUGUAUCAUGUUAGAAAGUUUGAAGAGAUGUAAAAAAAUCAAAUUCCAAAAUUCCUUCCAUAAAGACCAAUGAGUGCUUAAACUAAGAAAGUUAAGACAAUUCCCCAAAAAAAACAUAAAUACUUAAAAUAAAAACAAUAAGUUAUAUCAAAUUAAUAAGCACCACCACAAAAUACUUCAAAUAUGAUUAAGAUUGCAUAAACCUAUAUAUCUGAAACUAUUCCUGUAAUUCAUUCUAAUUAAUUGAUUCCUGGUUCAGAUGUAUAACUCACUAAAUAACCUAAUAGUUCUAAAGUAUGUAAAACAUAAGCACCAAAAUAACAACAACAAUAAUAACAACAGAAUAAUAAUAAACCCUAACAACAAGAUUAACCUGUAAAAAAAGAAAUUUAUAGUCUUUUUGAAUGGGAAGAAGAUAUUGAUGGGUAAUUUUAUAUUAAAGAAGCUGUCUAGUUAUAGGAAAAAAAUAAAAGACUCUCAACAGUUGAAAAAUCUAAUAGAGAAUAGUUUCUAUAAAAAGUUAAAGUUUAGAAUACAACAUCAUCUAAAGAAGAUUUGUUAAAAAAAUAAUAGUUUGAAAUUCAAUAAAAAUAAAAUAAAUUAGAAUAGUUAAGAUUAAAUAAUAAUGUUUAUUAAGAAAUAGUAAAUAAUAAAAAAGAUUAAGAAGAUGAUUAUGAUAAUGAUUUUGAAGAUGAGGAUUAAAUCAUAAAAUAACCUAUUCAAUAAGAAGAUGAUGAUUAUGGUAAAGAUGGAUUUGAAGUAUAUGAUGAAGAUAAAGUUGUAGGAAUUAUUGAAGAAGAUAAAAAUUAAUAAAAAUAAAUUGAUAUUUUAAUCAAAAGAUAAUAAAAUAAAGCUAAUACAGAUUCCAAAAGUACUUUAACUUAAAAUUCUAAAAAUAAAAAGAAAUUUAUGUAUAGACCAAAAAAUGCUAAAGAAAGAAAAUAAGAAUUAGAAGGUAUGAGAGAAGAACUUGAAAAAAAUUUAAUUUAAAAUGAUAGUGAAUCUGCCAAUCUAUUUAAAUUAUUGUAAGAUUCAAAAGAAAAAGAAAAAGUUAUGAUUGAAGUUAAUACAAAAAGAAAAGAAGACUUAGCUUUAGCUCGUUUAACUUAACAACAAUUAUAAGAAUAAAUUGAUUAAUAAUUACACAUCAUUGAUGUAAUAGGAAUUUUAAUAUCAUUAGGAUUUAGAUAAAAAAGAACAUUAUGCUUAAUAAAUUAUUGAAAAACUCAAAGAUAAUAGAAAAAAGUAAUAAUAAUAAUAUGAUUAUGAAAUUGAAAAAUUCUUAGCUUGUAAAGUGAUUGCAAGAUUACUUAAAGGCAAAAAAGAUAGAAGAUUAUUUUUAGAGUUAAGACGUUAAAUGUUUAUGAAUAUGCUCAAAUAAUGA